AUGCGGAAACCAGCAGGAGCUUGGAGCAAACCAUUCCAUCUCCGUACCCAUCUUUACCUCCUGGCCAUCAUUUUUGGCUUUUCUUUGACUGGGAUUUUCUUGUACUAUUUGAUGGAUAGUAUAAAUCAAAAUUCAGUUUACUAUGAUCCCCAGAGGGAUGUAUCAGUUUCAGGAGCUACUCAAAGUGUGACAAAUAGUGAAUCUCAUGUGGUUCAGUCGGCUAACUCCUAUGUGCCUUAUCCAACAUCGGUUCAACAGGACUACAAUGCUGUACAACAUCCAAACCAUUACUAUAACUAUCCACAAGCGGCAAAUGAUUCUUCUGUUCAACGAGGAGUUGAUCAAGGUCCAGGUGCCGCUUACCAGCCUCAUACUUCGUUUCCGAAUUCAGGAUCUUAUGUUGGUCCUACAAGUAACACAUAUUAUACUGCUGGCGCUCAUCAGACUGUGCCAGGAUAUGCAACAAGCAAUUAUUAUUAUCAUCAAAACAAUACCUGGGGUAAUGGAAGUUGUGUAAAUAAUCAUGCACAAUCAUAUCAGAGUUGCAUCCCAGAUAGUAAUGUAGCCCAGAGUUCCAGUUCACUACCCACAAGCUCUGUCCACUAUCAACAGCAGUACAGCCAAUGGGCUUAUUAUUAUGAUCAGUCUGCACAGACUUCAGGUGGCCUUGCAGUUACUGGCAGUGGUAGCACUGCUCCUGAUACAAAAACUGUUACCAUUGAUUCCAAUUAUGCACACACCAGCAACCAGCCACCUCCACCAGGCACUACCUCAUGGAAGAAUGAUGCUGGUAACACUACUACACCCCCCUCACAGGAACAAGGCAUUCAAGGAUAUCAAAACCAGUAUGCCUCCCAGGUCCCAGUUGCACCGAUGUUUCACACCCAUUAUGUUAACAACGCAGCAGGUAUCCCAACAUUUCAGAACCAGUGUGUCAGCUUAGCAUACCAGCAUAGUUCUGCAAAUCAUAAUCAGCUACCGCUAAGUAACCAAGUUGAUCAACAAAAGGUUUUGCCUUUACAUGGUUCAAGCUCAAAUGUUUCUUCAGUCAACCAUGUUUCUGAAAACCCUGAGACACCUUGGCAAGAUUCUCUGUCAUCGAAUGUCCACAUGUUAAACAAAAUACAGAUCUCAACAAAUCCUCGAAUAGCCCAAGAUUUUCCAAUAGGAACGCCUCAAGUGGAUAAGUCAAAGUUGGAAGCUGAUUCAUCCCUGAAACCUGCUUAUGUUUGUGUUUCCAUGCCCAAGAAUGAUGUGACGGUCUCACAAAAUGGUUCUGAAGCAGUAAUGCAGGUGACGGGAUCUUUCCCUGUUUCACUUCGUACUUAUGUUGAGCGGAAUCUUGCCCGUUGCAAGGAUGAUGCCCAGAGGACUGCCAGCCGAAGUAUCUUGAAGGAGAUAAUUACGAAGGCAACUGCUGAUGGGACCCUUCAUACGAAGAACUGGGACAUUGAACCACUAUUUACUUUGCCAGAAAAGGCUACAAGCAUGAAUAUGACUAGCAAUGGGAAGGAUUCAAGUCCCUUCUCAUCAUCGAGGAGUCCUAGUAGGCGAACAAAAAGUAGGUGGGAGCCUGUCGCAAAAAGUAGGUGGGAGCCUGUUGCAGAGGAAAAUGUUGCUAACAAUGUGGAACUUCCUAAUGAGUUGGCAAAAAUUAAUAUCUGCAGUAGUUUGGAACCCACUAAAAGAAUGAGUAACAGUUGGGAUCUGAGGAAGCAUGUCCAAUCCCGCCAAUCUCCUUUAAGCCAAUACAGUCAUAGGCCUACUAAAAUGCAGCGAACUGGUGGUGAUGCAAGUCUUACUGAAAAUGGAAAUGCCUCAAGUGACAGUGACAAGGAGCAGGGUCUAAUGAAAUACUACACUAGUUCAAUUGCACAAGCAAAUUCACCUGAGGAAAAGAAACGGCGGGAACAUAGAUCUAAGCGAUUUGAACAGAGUCAAGGCACACCAUCAAAAUCUAGAAGUUCUGUACCAGAUAAGGAUGCCACAGACAACAUAUAUACAAGUAGAGCUACGUCACUGCUUCUCAAUAGAAGUAAUGGGGACGGUGCUGGUUUGGCAGUGGAGGAUUAUGAUUGGGAUGCACUGACAAUCAAGGGAACAUGCCAGCAAAUUGAGAAACCAUACCUACGCCUUACAAGUGCGCCCGACCCUGCCACAGUACGACCAGAAGAUGUCCUAGAGAAGGCUCUUUGUAUGGUUGAAACAUCAGAAAAGAAUUAUCUUUACAAAUGUGAUCAACUGAAGUCUAUUCGGCAAGACCUUACUGUUCAGAGGAUUCAGAGCGAGCUGACUGUCAAGGUUUAUGAAACCCAUGCACGUUUAGCUAUCCAAUCUGGAGAUUUAGCUGAAUAUAAUCAGUGCCAAUCUCAGUUGAGGAGAUGCUAUGGAGAAGGAGUCAAGGGUUGCAACCUCGAAUUCUCUGCUUACAACUUGCUAUAUCUGGUGCACUCUAAUAACAAAAGAGAUUUGCUUUCAUCUAUGGCAAGCUUGCCAAAGGAAGCCAAGAAAGACACAGCUGUGAAGCAUGCCCUUGAAGUUCGUUAUGCCUUUUCGUCUGGCAACUAUGUCCUGUUUUUCAAAUUGUACAAGAUGGCACCCAACUUGAACUCAUGUCUUAUGGAUCUCUAUGUGGAGCGAAUGCGCUUUGUGGCUAUGAAAUGCAUGUCCAAGUCAUAUCGCCCAACUGUACCAGUUAGAUACGCAGCACGGGUUUUGGGAUUUGUGGGAAUUGAUGAAGUUUGUGAGGCUAAUGGAGCUGAUGGACUGGAAGAAUGCGAGGAAUGGUUAAAAGCACAUGGUGCUAUUCUUUCAGUAGAUAACAACGGAGAAUUACAGAUAGACACAAAGGUUUCUUCUACCUCUUUGUACUUGCCGGAAACUGAGAAUGCUGUUUCUCAUGGCGAUGCAUCUCUGGCUGUGGAUGACUUUUUGACACGUGCAUCAUCAUAA
Miscanthus lutarioriparius is the source of this 2952-nucleotide messenger RNA. The record is from the annotation of a GenBank genome assembly. NCBI's taxonomy places the organism in Eukaryota, Viridiplantae, Streptophyta, Magnoliopsida, Poales, Poaceae.